Messenger RNA from Otolemur garnettii (small-eared galago), 351 nucleotides. Its product is annotated as cytochrome c oxidase subunit 6C. The coding region runs from base 31 to 258 and encodes 75 amino acids. Lineage: Eukaryota; Metazoa; Chordata; Mammalia; Primates; Galagidae. Gene Ontology annotation, biological process: mitochondrial electron transport, cytochrome c to oxygen. The transcript has a single exon. The record is from RefSeq and is a predicted model, not a curated record.
GUUGGCAACCCAUCAAGGACAGUAACUACCAUGGCUUCCAGUGCUUUGGCCAAACCUCAGAUGCGUGGCCUCUUGGCCAGGCGCCUGCGGAUUCAUAUUGUUGGAGCAUUUGUUGUAUCCCUGGGGGUUGCAGCUUUCUAUAAGUUUGCUGUGGCUGAACCAAGAAAGAAGGCAUAUGCAGAUUUCUACAGAAAUUAUGAUUCGAUGAAAGAUUUUGAGGAGAUGAGGAAGGCUGGUGUCUUUCAGAGCGUAAAAUAAUUUUGAAAUAUAAAGAAUUUCUUUGGGCUGAUUUACAUAGACGUUUGUCACUGACCUCUGUUCCUGAGCUAUGAAUAUGAGUGAUAAAUAAAC